Molecule: messenger RNA, 1119 nt
Organism: Tremella mesenterica DSM 1558
Lineage: Eukaryota; Fungi; Basidiomycota; Tremellomycetes; Tremellales; Tremellaceae
Exons: 4
Coding region: 1-1119 (372 amino acids)
Molecular function (GO): protein binding
Source: RefSeq, a predicted model, not a curated record
AUGACCAAGGAUCAACCAGAUUUUUCAGACUUGGAAUACUUCAACGACGCCCGAUUCCAACCUCCCGCAUGGGCUCAAGAACAUUUCCCCAUUGCUGGAAGGAACGGAUGGAAGAACGGCGAGAGCUCAAAAACCCCUCUUGCGUCAGGGUCAGGGGAGUUGAAAGAUCCUCCGGGAUUACCUCGGGACGAGGACAAGCGUCACCAGACGAAUGAUGACACUCUCAAGGAUGAAGAAGAUGAAGAGAAUGGGGUAGAAGAUGAUGAGGAGGUAUGGGAAGAUGCAAGGGAGGAGGUGGAUGUGGAUCCUGAUAAUGCAGAGUUCACUACUGAGCAACUAAGUGACCUCCUCAACAAAGCUAUAACCCAUAAAAAUAGGGGUAACACUCAUUUCACAUCCCAUCCUCCCGCCCAUCAAUCCGCUCUAGAAGCCUAUACGGCAGCUCUAGAUCUCUUACCUUCAGUCCCUCCACCUCCAUCAAGAAAAGGGAAAUCUCCCGAGGUUGACAUUGGACCGAUACAAGAUGGUGCUGAUUCCAUGGAUAACACUGGGGGAGCAAAGAUACAUGAAGUAGAUGAGGUGGAAGCGGAUAUGAUCGAACGUGAAGCUCACGAAGGGGUGGAAAUGAGGGAGAAGAGGGAAAAGGAGAGAAGAGAAAAGAAAGAUAGGGAAGAUGUGGAAAAGGAUAUCAGAGAAUGUACGAAGGCUUGUUGGGGUAAUAAAGCUGCUUGUUAUAUCGCUCUUAACGAUGACAAAGCCGCAGUGGAAGCAUGUACCAAAGCUCUUGAAAUCGAUCCCACUUAUUUGAAAGCAUUACAAAGACGAGCCGGGGCAAACGAAAGAAUAGGAAGUUGGUCUUCCCUUACAUCGGCUCAGGAAGAUUACACACAAUUAAUCUCCCUCCUCCCACUCAACUCACCACUCCUUCCGGCCAUUCGUAAAUCCCUCGCUCGUCUACCGGAAAGUAUCCGUCUUCAACAGGAAAAAGAGAAAGACGAAAUGCUUUCUAAAUUGAAAGAAUUGGGUAAUGGUAUUCUGGGUAAAUUCGGGAUGAGUACGGAUAUGUUCAAAUUUGAACAACAGCCUGGUGGAGGGUAUAAUUUAUCUUUUGGGAAAUGA